This is a messenger RNA of Cylicocyclus nassatus, 749 nucleotides long. The record is from the annotation of a GenBank genome assembly. NCBI's taxonomy places the organism in Eukaryota, Metazoa, Nematoda, Chromadorea, Rhabditida, Strongylidae.
GGCUUAGUGCUAUAAAACUCGUGUUCUUAAUCUUCCCGUCUCCACUUCUCCAUUGAAAUGCGUGCUCUGAUAUUACUGACGGUCACCUUCGGUAUCAGCUUCGCUGCUACUGGAUUCGAUGCAAGCGCAUCACUCACCACGGAACAAUUCAAAUGCAUGAAAUCACAUGGAUAUUCUUUCUUCAUCGGUCGAGUCCACCAGUCAACCGGUGCAGUUGACAGUCACGGAAUACAGAAUCUCAAAAAUGCCAAGGCUGCUGGUAUCACCAACGUUGACGGAUAUAUCUUCCCGUGUACAACCUCCUCUUGUGCAUCACCGGCUUCACAGGUACAAAGUACCGUCAAUGCGCUGAAAAGUGCUGGAGCUAGUGUUGGUAUGUUGUGGCUCGACAUCGAGAUUUAUCACUGGCCAGCCGAUCACACCAAGAACCGUGAAUUUAUUGAAGCCAUGGGUAAAGAAUUAACGGCCUCUGGACACAACUGGGGUGUGUACAGUAGCUAUAAUAACUGGCAAUCUAUUGUUGGCCUGGACUAUACUGGAUUGUCCCAUAAGCAACUCUGGUGGGCUACUUACAACAAUGAAGCGAACUUCAACAACUUCAAAGCAUUCGGAGGAUGGACAAAACCAAACAUUCAUCAAUAUCAGGGUGAUGCCAAAGGACCAUGUGGAUUCUCCAUCGACAAUAAUUACUACCCCUGAAAGUGCGAUAGACGAUGGAAAUAGUCUGUGAAUAAAUAGUUGUCAUCAAA